Amaranthus tricolor (Joseph's coat) is the source of this 2553-nucleotide messenger RNA. RefSeq names its product diacylglycerol kinase 5. Gene Ontology annotation, molecular function: ATP-dependent diacylglycerol kinase activity. Bases 452 to 2242 code for a protein of 596 amino acids. Lineage: Eukaryota; Viridiplantae; Streptophyta; Magnoliopsida; Caryophyllales; Amaranthaceae. The record is from RefSeq and is a predicted model, not a curated record. The transcript has 15 exons.
CAAGGAUCAAAACGCGGGGAAGGAAAAGGAUACCUAACUUUUACAUUUAGUUUAUUGAACUCAAAUCAUACAAGUAUAUACUUUCACAUUGUUGACCCUUGAUAUUCCAAAAAAAACUCUUUUAUGGAUUGGAUGAGAAUUCUAAAAGCCGCCAUUGUUAAACUACUGCUGCUGCUACACUAUUAUUAAUUGAUAUUAAAGUCUGAUUUGAAAUUCAAACGCAAAAGAAUCACAGAGAUAUUAAUCCAGCAGAAUUCCAUAGAUCAAGAAUUGUAUUCCAGCCGAUGCGAUCAAAAUCGCACUACAUCCUACAUCAAUCAGAUCAGGUUGGGUUGAAGAGAAAAGUAAUUAAAAGCAUCCACUUGCAAUUGCAACCCUUAUCGAAGGAACAGGAAUAUAAUCAAUUAUAUAAGCAACAAUAACGAACGUAUAUAAUUUUUGCAAUCAUCAGAUGCGCGGAUCAAGAGAAUCCGUUAAGCACUUUUUUAGAAAGCAUAAACUGAAUCUCAAUUAUUGCCAUUGGAGUGACACAUGCAAAUUACAAAUAGGAGAGUCAACGCCAACGCCAACGCCAACGCCAACGCCAAACCAAAAACACAAAAAGCGCGGAGGAGGCUGUUAUUGGGUGUGCCUACUUUCUCUUUGUCUCUCCUCCUCGCUCACAUCUCUUGAUCAUCUUAUUCUCAUUCAUAAGAACAUAUUCUAUCUCCCUUUAUAUCUAUCUCCCCCUUACACCUCGUUUCUCUCUCUCUUCUUUCAGCUGAGUCAUACUAUGGGGGAUCCGACAUUAGAUCCAAAUGGACAAUUAAAGGAGUUUUGGAUCCCGGAUUUUAUAUUAAAUCCGGAUUCGGAGGAAGAGGAUUAUGCGGAUGUUCCUGAGUGUCCUGUAAUUGUCUUUGUUAACUCAAAAAGUGGUGGACAACUUGGUGGAAAUCUCCUUGAAACAUAUCGUUCACUGCUUAAUAAAAAUCAGGUUGUCGAUUUAUUGGAACAAGCUCCUGAUAAGUUUCUAAGUACAUUGUAUCUCAAUUUGGAAAUGCUUAAACAAAAGGAAAAUAAUUUGGCUUUGAAGAUCCAGGAGAAACUCAGACUAAUCGUGGCUGGUGGUGAUGGUACAGCUGGAUGGAUUCUUGGGGUUGUUUGUGACUUGAAGCUGUCUCAUCCUCCUCCUAUUGCUACUGUACCUCUUGGCACAGGAAACAACCUCCCUUUUGCAUUUGGUUGGGGUAAGAAGAACCCAGGGACAGAUCAACAAUCUGUGAAGUCAUUCUUGUAUCAAGUCUUGAAGGCAAAAGAAAUGAAAAUAGACAACUGGCAUAUCCUGAUGAGGAUGAAGAACCCAACUAAUGGAAAUUGUGAUCCCAUUGCACCACUUGAGUUGCCACAUUCACUACAUGCUUUUCAUCGUGUAUCCUCAACAGAUUCUUCGAACAUGGAAGGCUACGUUACAUUCCGUGGUGGAUUCUGGAACUACUUCAGUAUGGGGAUGGAUGCUCAAGUAUCUUAUGCAUUUCAUUCUGAACGGAAGUUACAUCCUGAAAAGUUCAAAAACCAGCUAGUCAAUCAGAGUACAUAUGCUAAACUUGGGUGCUCACAAGGCUGGUUUUUUGCUUCCUUAUUCCAUCCUGCUGACAAGAAUAUUGCACAGCUAGCUAAAGUGAAGAUCAUGAAGAAACCUGGUGGUCAAUGGGAAGAACUUCCUAUUCCUCACAGUAUCAGGUCAAUAGUAUGCCUUAACUUGCCAAGCUUUUCUGGUGGAUUAAAUCCUUGGGGUACCCCAAACAAGAACAAAUUACGAGAAAGACAUUUGACUCCUCCAUUUGUAGAUGAUGGCCUUAUAGAAGUUGUUGGUUUUAGAGAUGCUUGGCAUGGGCUUGUUCUCCUAGCUCCGAAUGGCCAUGGGACUCGUCUUGCACAGGCAAACCGAAUCCGUUUCGAGUUUCACAAAGGUGCUACGGAUCAUACCUUUAUGAGGAUAGAUGGGGAACCAUGGAAACAGCCUCUACCAGUUGAUGAUGAUACUGUUAUGGUCGAAAUCUCACACCACGGUCAAGUAAACAUGCUUGCAACUGAGGGCUGCCGUUCAAGAAGUAUGCGCGAUCCCUCUUCUAAUAUGGGCGGAUAUGAGGAAGAAGAUAAUGACGAUGAUUCUACAACUGUAGAAGGUGAAGAGUGGAGCAAAUUUGGUGCUGCCGAGACAUUCAGAAUCCCAGAUGGAGUUGACAUAUCACAUCUGAGUUAAGCUAUUUCUAUCCCACCUUCAGUUUGAGCUACAUAUUGUGACAAUUGAGCAAACCGUCAGGAUGCAACUAUACAAAUUGAUGAUUACAUGUAAAUUAUUUGUCAAUAGAUUGUUAUAUAAAUAGAAGUAUAAUCACAUGUUUGAAGGCAUGAUUGUUUUGCACAACUAACUUUGGUAUUAGUGUGAUUUGUGGAAGUAAAUUUAAAGUCAAAGAGUACAAAGUAGAUUCUUUCUUGUAAACUAGAUUUCUGCUAUACUUCUGACGUGAAUAGUGAAUUUCAUGAUUUCUUUAUUUAUUUGUUUUAUUGAAA